Molecule: messenger RNA, 1230 nt
Organism: Caenorhabditis bovis
Lineage: Eukaryota; Metazoa; Nematoda; Chromadorea; Rhabditida; Rhabditidae
Source: the annotation of a GenBank genome assembly
AUGCUUCGUCUGAAGUCUCAAAGAGUCCCUUUGGAGAAGAAUAUUCUGACGUUAGUGUUCAAUAUUGGAUCAGAAGCGCGUCUUCUCCAUACUUGCAAGUUUUACUCUUCGACGCUUCCAUGCUUCCAAGAAAAAGUACGCGAAUGUGGCGACGACAAACAAAAACGAGUAAUGUCCGAAGUUUCAAAGACAAUAAUGUAUCUGUGCUCUCCAUUCAGUCUCCAAAGGCAAAGAGCUGUAAUCGAACAUCAGAAAUGCAUAUCUUCAGUACUAUCGCUACCCGCUUCAACGGGAUGCGAUUUGAACGACCAUGAAGAUGGAAGAAGCGUUCUUGCUUGCAAAAAAGAAUGCUCGACACGUGGCUCCGAUUUCAUCUGCAUGAUGCGAACAUGGAUCUCUGAGCAAAACACGUGCACAUUGCGUGAUAUUCAACAAAAAUGUGGAGACUCCGCAUCAAAUUUAUUCCAAGAGUUUCAACGGACCGUAUUUGAGCCGAAUUAUCCAAUCGUUUGCAAUAGUGGAAAUGAAACUCUUAAAAUCCCCGAGAAGAAGCAGGAAUUGGUUAAGGAAAGGAAGAUCAAACAGCAUAGAAAGCCGCUACGAAAAUCAAAAACGGAAAUUGAAGAGGUUGCAUUAGUAUUAACAUCACCAGCCACCUCAACGGCAGAUAAUAUUUACAUUCCGCCAAUUACAUAUCAUCAUCAUCAAAUGCAUAAACCACAACCACAAAAUAAUACCGUAUUCCCUGUCUCACAGCAUAGUUUGCUGAGCAAUUCAAAUCUUCAAUUAUGGAAUCGAAAUACCCAAAAAAAUGAAGAAGAUUUCGUCUUCACUACUCAACAUCCAUUAUUCACAACUACGGAAGUUGGAGCUACACCCAAACGCCAUAAGGUGAUUGAUAUCUUAAAAAGUUUGAUUCCAUCAAGCAUACCGGCGCAGUUGACAGCCCUACUAGAAAAUGGUAUUGAACAGGAAGCAUUUCCGGAGAGCUUUAAUUAUAAUACUCCACCGGCAUACUAUUCCAAUAAUAAAAUAGAGUCCCUUUCCCCAUAUGAGCUACCGAUAACUAUGCCAUCGCCCAAGACUUCUGUAAUUCCACCGAGGCCAGUGACAACAAACUAUCCAAUUACUUAUACAACACGACAAGCUUUUGCACCAUCAAGAACGUCGUCGAUUUAUAAUAUUGUAACUCCUAAAUGGAAGCCGUGGUAUCUUGGAGGAUCGAAGUAG